GUCCGGCCGCUGGUGGCCGCGGUGUACCUCGUGGGGUUGCUGGUGGCCGUGCCGCUCUGCAUCUGGGAGCUGCAGAAGCUGGAGGUCGGAGUUCAUACCAAAGCAUGGUUUAUUGCUGGCAUCUUUUUAUUGAUGACAAUACCAAUAUCUCUUUGGGGGAUACUACAACAUUUAGUUCAUUAUACUCAACCAGAAUUACAGAAACCAAUAAUAAGGAUUCUAUGGAUGGUGCCAAUUUACAGUUUAGACAGUUGGAUAGCACUGAAAUAUCCCAACAUUGCAAUAUAUGUGGAUACUUGUAGAGAAUGCUAUGAAGCAUAUGUCAUCUAUAACUUCAUGGUAUUUCUUUCAAAUUAUCUUACCAACCGGUAUCCAAAUUUGGUGUUAAUCAUAGAAGCCAAAGAUCAACAGCGACAUCUGCCACCAUUAUGUUGCUGUCCACCCUGGGCUAUGGGAGAAGUGUUGUUAUUUAGGUGCAAGCUUGGUGUUCUACAGUACACAGUUGUCAGACCAUUCACUACUAUUACUGCUUUAAUCUGUGAAUUGAUUGGUGUCUAUGAUGAAGGAAAUUUUAGUUUCAAAAAUGCCUGGACCUACUUGGUAUUUUUCAACAAUAUAUCCCAGCUUUUUGCCAUGUAUUGCCUUGUGUUAUUUUAUAAAGUACUACGGGAAGAGCUGAACCCAAUCCGACCUGUAGGAAAAUUUCUCUGUGUGAAGAUGGUGGUUUUUGUUUCUUUCUGGCAAGCUGUACUUAUUGCAAUAUUGGUGAAAGUUGGUAUUAUCUCUGAAAAGCACACAUGGGAAUGGCAGAGUGUUGAAGCUGUAGCAACUGGUUUGCAAGAUUUUAUCAUCUGUAUUGAAAUGUUCUUUGCUGCGAUUGCUCAUCACUAUAGUUUUUCCUACAAGCCUUAUGUGCAAGAAGCUGAAGAAGGAUCAUGCUUUGAUUCAUUUCUUGCAAUGUGGGAUAUUUCAGAUAUCAGGGCAGAUGUAACAGAACAAGUUCGCAACGUUGGGAGGACUGUGUUUGGCCAGCCAAGGAAAAUGUUUUUUGGUGAGGAUCAUGAACAAAAUGAACACACAAGUUUGUUGUCAACAUCCAGCCAAGACCCAAUUUCUGCUGCUGCUUCUGUACCAUCAUCACCCGUGGGUCACUACCAAGGAUUUGGACAUACCAUGACUCCAACAAUGCCUUCUGACCCAAUAGCUGCUGAUUUGUGUGAUUCUGCAGCAGAGAAUGAGGAUUUCUCUGUUCAACCAGAAAAGCCAAUAGAUAAAAUUUAAAACUCUCUUUGCUCAAAUACCUUAGGGGAUUUUCUUGGACAUUAUUUGCUACCUUUUUUUCUUAUCUUGGAAGCACAUUUUUUCCAGUAGUGUCAAUUGGUUGAAGAAAUACUAAAAUAAGUAAGACAAGUGGUUGGGAUUCACUUUAAAUCUCUUGACUAAAGUGAAAGAAUAUGCAUUUGUCAUUUGAUGAAAUUAACCAUGCAUAUAGAACAUAGUUUUAGUGCUAUAAUAUAUACAUAAAUCAAUAUUGAAUUAAAGUAGUAACAAAAAUAAUAUGGAACACAUAAUGUAUACAGCUGAAAAAAAAUCACUGGCAUAGAAUUACUACAGUAAAUGAAUAGAGAACACUACUUGAUUAAGGGAAAAAAAUACGUUGAAAUUUGGGAUGGGGAAGGGAUUUAAAUAGGAUUCAAAUUCUGAUUUUCUUUCUUCUUCUAGUCAACUUAAAUAUACCAGAAUCUUUAUAGAACUAAUAAGUAAAGUCUUUAGUUGGGAGUAGUGUCUUGAAAUUGUUCUUAAAAAAAAAUGGGCAUGAUCAGUAUAUAAAACAGUAAAGCUAAUUUGUUCAGGUUGGCCUUGUAGAUUCAGUAAUCUAAAACAGUGUUUUCAAACUUGGCAACUUUAAGAUUGUGGAAUUCAGCUCCCAGAAUUCAGCAUGCGGGAUGGGAAUUCUGGGAAUUCAAGUCCACACAUCUUAAAGUUGCCAAGUUUGAAAAACACUGAUCUAAAAUCUUUAUUAAGAUUGUAUUAAGUAUAUGUUAUACACUUACAGGUUGCUCUAGAAUGAGUUUAAAAACAUUCUAGUUAGCACUAUCAAAUGGAAGAAACUUGUCUAGAUAUAAACAAAUAAUUAUGUUAUAUAGUUGUAAAUACAUGGAUGUAAUAAAUAUGGUUUUAAGUAAUUUUCUUACAAUGUUUUUUUUUUGUUUUACUAUCAUGUUAUAUGUUUUGCAUGCUUGCUGUCUUACGCAUCUAAAAAUUUGCACCAAGACCUGUAUUUUUGACAUGGCAUCUUGAAAAGAGCUUAAUUAAACACAAGUUUUUAAUUGAUUUUGGAGUGGAUAUAAUGAACUCAUGCUACAAGUAUUUUGCAGUAUUACAGUAGUGUGUUUGUAAAUACUUGGCCUUAUUUACUAGACUGCAUAUUUUGUUUAACCUUGUGUCCUUAAGUGAAAUUGGUUGAAGAGGCAAAAAGUAUUUAUUUAUUGUCUCUUACUGUAUAUAAGUAAAUAAAAUUUUAUUUAAAGUUUUA
Messenger RNA from Python bivittatus (Burmese python), 2536 nucleotides. RefSeq names its product transmembrane protein 184C (gene TMEM184C). The record is from RefSeq and is a predicted model, not a curated record. NCBI's taxonomy places the organism in Eukaryota, Metazoa, Chordata, Lepidosauria, Squamata, Pythonidae.